Penicillium diatomitis is the source of this 3129-nucleotide messenger RNA. RefSeq names its product putative C6 transcription factor (Mut3). The record is from RefSeq and is a predicted model, not a curated record. Gene Ontology annotation, molecular function: sequence-specific DNA binding; DNA-binding transcription factor activity, RNA polymerase II-specific; zinc ion binding. Gene Ontology annotation, cellular component: nucleus. Bases 1 to 3129 code for a protein of 1042 amino acids. The transcript has 5 exons. Gene Ontology annotation, biological process: positive regulation of transcription by RNA polymerase II; DNA-templated transcription. Lineage: Eukaryota; Fungi; Ascomycota; Eurotiomycetes; Eurotiales; Aspergillaceae.
AUGGCGGCGAGCGGCGCUGGCGCCCACGGCGAUUCGGACGACGAGCACAUGCCACCAAAUUGGUCCAACGACUCGGUAGAGUCGUCUCCGUUCGCAUCCAAUCCUCAUGCGAUCGCCAAAGAUGCCCCCCCAACGGACAACGGGGUGACUUCUCAGCCUCUGCCGCUCCAGAAGCGUCGCCGGGUCGGUCGCGCCUGCGAUGAGUGUCGAAGGAAAAAGAUCAAGUGUGACGGCAAACAACCCUGCACACACUGUACAGUAUAUAGCUAUGAAUGUUCGUACGACCAACCCUCCAAUCGCCGUCGCAACCCUGCCCCGCAGUACGUCGAAGCCCUGGAAGCUCGCAUGCAAAAAGCCGAGGCGCUUCUUCGAACAGUCCUCCCGGAUGUCAAUCUCGACGACCCCAAUCUGGAUGUGAAUGCGCCCGAAUUCAGUUCGCCGAUCCACCAGAGGGGCAAGAAGCAAGCGCCCGCGGCAGUGGGAGAUGCGUCCCAGCCUCAGGGAGGUACCGCCGACAAUGCCCCUGAGGCGGGCGAUGACUCCCUCCUGGAGACCAUGGUGGGAAAUACCGGUUGUCUCGAUCGCGACGAUCAGGGGCAUUGGGACUAUCAUGGACAGACCUCAGGGAUUAUCUUCGUCCGCCGACUACGCAAGCAGCUGGGUGCCUUGGAGGCACCCGUGCCUCGCAAGGUGAGCGCUAUGCUGGAAAGCCCCAGAUCUGUAUCGGUAUCCGACUCUCCGCAAGAUGCCGCUCUCCCUCCCACUCAUGAUCUCCCUCCGAAGCCAAUCGCCAUUCGGCUUUGUCGCAAUGCGCUGGAUGAUGGAUGUGCUCUCAUGCGCUUUGUCAUUGAGCACAGGUUUUUCGCAAGCCUUGAUCGCAUCUACGAUACCCCUCCGGAACAAUUUGGUAACGAGGAAAACUCAUUUCUGCCAUUGCUGUACAUUGUCAUGGCAGUCGGGUGCCUUUUUUCGGAUGAUGGUGCAGGCACCCUGGAUUUGGCCGGCUAUGAAGGCGCCAUUGGGCAAGGGUUCCAAUUUUUCAAAGCAGGCCGUCAAUUGCUUGACAUCACAGACUGCCGAGACCUUACUGCGCUACAGGCUAUCUGCUUCAUGGUCUUGUUCCUCCAAUCCUCGGCGAAGCUCAGUACGUGUUACUCAUAUAUUGGUAUUGCGCUGCGGUCGGCCCUUCGCCUUGGUCUGCACCGUACGGUUGCAGCCGAUUUCAACCCGAUGGAGCGUGAGCUACGAAAGCGCAUCUUUUGGGUGAUUCGGAAGAUGGAUGUCUACGUCAGCACUAUGUUGGGUCUUCCGAUGAUGCUUAACGAUGACGAUAUCGAUCAGGAGUACCCUCUUGAUGUGGAUGGAGAAUUCAUCACCCCGGAAGGUAUUUUGCAGAUGCCAUCCGACUACACCCCUCUCAUGGCUGGGUGCAAUGCGCACACACGCCUUUGUAAUGUGGUUCUAAAGGUUGUCAAAUACAUCUACCCGGUCAAGAAUGUGGGUUGCAAGUCGAAAUCCGACCAGCGCUAUAUGGUCAGCCAUUCCAAGAUCCGAGAGAUCGAACGCGAUCUCCAGAACUGGAUGGAAGAACUCCCCCGGCACUGCGACCGGGCACGGAGGUUUCACCUCAACUCGAACGGUAACGUCCGUCAAAUGCUGCGCAUCGGUUAUGCACAUGUCCAGAUGGUCAUGUACCGUCCAUUCCUCCAUUACGUCUCUGGAGGCUCGCAAGCUCGCGGUGUCGACAAGCGUUCUUAUGCUUGCGCGGCAGCUUGUGUCAGCGUUUCCCGAAACAUUGUGCAUAUUACGACUGGCAUGCAUAAACGAGGGCUCCUCAACGGUUCCUUCUGGUUCACCAUGUACACAACCUACUUUGCGAUCCUUUCCCUUGUCUUCUUCGUGAUCGAGAACCCCGAUUCGCCGACUGCCAAGGAUGGUGUGUUGAAAGAUGCGAUGGAGGGGAAGAACACGCUCGCUGGAUUGGCCAAGAAGAGUAUGGCCGCGGACCGGUGCUCUCAAAGCCUGACGUGUCUCUUCAAAACUCUACCCGAAAGAUUGAAGAACCGCCAGCCAUCAAAGACAAAUUUGAAACGGCGCGUGCCCUCGACCUUCACUUCGGAGCCCGAGCCGAUGCAACAAGUGCCAGCACAGGCUUUACCUCUUCGAUCGAACACAUUUCCACUUCACGUGAUGACUCCAGCACCCGCAGGGGGCUCUACGCUUAAUCGUCGACAGAAGAGUUUGGAUAACACCCAGUCACAGUCAUACCCCAACAACAAUAACAACAACACGGAGAACGGCAGCCAGUCUGCGUGGCUCGCAUCAACCCCCGAGCUCUUGACCGAGACAAUGUCUACUCCAGAGCCCACACCGGCAAACUCAUACGGUGCUCCCUUCUCAAAUAAUCCGGAACCAUCGAACCUGGCGUGGGCGCAGCAGUUCAAUAACCCCAGCAAUCUUCCUGAUCUCAUGCCCAUGAUGUUUCCCUCCGAUGAUCCUUUUGCCUAUCCCACUCAGCCCAUGUCCACGCUUGAGGCAGAUCACUUCCAACAUGAGCCUGAUAGCACUCAGACGGCUCAGUCGACCCAGCCGGCCUUCGAUACGGCCCCCCGCCAACACGGAAUUGGUUCCAAUACCCAGAUCGAUCCUUCGGGGACUGGGAUCACGACACCUACCUUUGAUACCUUCCCCCAAUAUCCCAAUUUCCCCGUGACCUCAUCACAUUCGAUUAAGACCUCGAUACCUGGCCAUCUGCAGCAAACUCCAACUCAGCCAAUGAAGCCUGUGAGACUUCAAUCCCCAGUCUCUCAGAGUCAGACCCCUCGGGAGCACUUGAGCAGCCCCGAUCUGGUCUCCAUUCCUAACCAAAAUUUCGUUUGGCAAGGAUAUAACUUCCAGCCGCUGAACUCAGAGACUCUUGAGAAAGAACCGACUCUGGGUCCGAUGCCGCAGGACUCUGCACCCACAAACGGAAUCGGCAACUUAAGCAUGGGAUACGAUGAGAGCCCCAUGGGCUUGAACGUGGACAUGAACGUCUCUUUUGACGAUCUUUUCGGCAACAACACCAGUCGGCCCGGCGCCGGCAGAACUAAUGAUGAAUGGUCUCAAUGGAUGAGUACCGGAGCAUGA